Alosa alosa (allis shad) is the source of this 3388-nucleotide messenger RNA. It is a transcript of the gene slc37a3, whose product is annotated as solute carrier family 37 member 3. The record is from RefSeq and is a predicted model, not a curated record. Lineage: Eukaryota; Metazoa; Chordata; Actinopteri; Clupeiformes; Clupeidae. Gene Ontology annotation, biological process: transmembrane transport. Gene Ontology annotation, cellular component: endoplasmic reticulum membrane. Gene Ontology annotation, molecular function: transmembrane transporter activity. The coding region runs from base 279 to 1805 and encodes 508 amino acids. The transcript is spliced from 15 exons.
AAGGACCAACAUCUGUCUCCGUCCUUCGAGAAGCGCCUAUGAGAAGAUCAACGAUCUCUGUCCGCUAAUCCUCUCUCGUGGAUUAAUUAUAUCAUGUCAUUCCGUCGGCGGGCUCUGACUGCGAAGUCACGAGGAAUGUUCUGUAUAGGAAGUUAAAUGACCAGCAGUGUGAACCGGGACGUUUGAUCGGAAAACUUAUAAAGGUGGCGUUACCAUGGUGAUGCCUGGUGAGAUGUAGUGUUGGUGUGACCUCUCUGCCCCCUCCAGACGACCCUGUGAUGUGGCCUUUCCGCUGCGACUUCCUGUCGCAAUACACACACCACCAUGUAGUGGUGUUCCUGCUCACUUUCUUCAGCUAUGUCCUGCUGCACUCCUCCAGGAAGACCUUCAGUAAUGUCAAAGUCAGCAUUUCCGCGCAGUGGACCCCUUCAGUCCUCAACAGCACUCUGCCACCAUACUCACCUGGAGAGACAUGGGAGGAGAAUCGUAUGUUCUCAGACCCUCAGGAGGCCACUCUGUUCCUCGGGGUGCUGGACACCAUCUUCCUGUUCUCCUACGCAGUGGGUCUGUACAUCAGUGGAGUGAUGGGGGAUCGCCUGAACCUGCGAUAUGUGCUGACAUUUGGUCUUUGUGGGUCAGCAGUUGUGGAGUUUGUGUUUGGGACCGUUACGGAGUGGAUGGCCUUCUAUAAUGUCUAUUUCUACUGUGGGCUGUGGGUGUGCAAUGGGCUGCUGCAGUCAGCUGUUUGGCCCUGUGUGGUCGCCGUCAUGGGCAAUUGGUUCGGCAAGUCAGGGCGAGGCUUCAUCUUUGGGCUCUGGAGUGCGUGUGCGUCUGUGGGCAACAUCCUGGGAGCCUUCCUGGCCUCUAGUGUCCUCGCAUAUGGAUAUGAGUAUGCAUUCCUCGUGACGUCGGCAGUGCAGUUUGCUGGAGGAGUGGUUGUUUUCUUCGGCCUACUCACCUCGCCAAAAGAAAUUGGGUUGAGUGUCGACUCUGAUACUGGUUUGCGGCCAGUGGAGAGGGACUCAGACAGCCAGCGUCCGCUGAUGAGUGAUGAAGAGGAGGAGGAGGAGGAGGAGGGGGGAGUGUGUGAGGACCCUCCCAGGGCCAUAGGAUUCCUACAGGCUUUCUGUCUGCCUGGGGUGAUUCCAUAUUCCCUGGCGUACGCGUGUCUGAAGCUGGUCAACUACUCUUUCUUCUUCUGGCUGCCGUUCUACUUGAGCAACAACUUCGGCUGGCCGGAGGUUCAGGCUGACCGCCUGUCUGUAUGGUACGAUGUGGGCGGCAUCAUAGGUAAGCAGCCGCGUGUGUCUGUGUCUGUGUGGUACGAUGUGGGCGGCAUCAUAGGUGGUACGGUCCAGGGUCUGAUUUCUGACAUGCUGGGGAAGAGGGCUCCUGUCAUUGCAGUCAGCCUCCUCGUAGCCAUGGGGGCGCUAGUGGGCUACAGCCGUUCUCCAGAUGAUAAGGUGGUGAAUGCAGCCCUGUUGGCUACUACAGGUUUCUUCAUCGGCGGGCCGUCCAACAUGAUCUCGUCGGCGAUCUCGGCGGAUCUGGGUCGGCAGGACGCGCUGCAGGGCAGCCAGGAGGCGCUGGCCACCGUCACCGGCAUCGUGGACGGAACCGGCAGCAUCGGGGCCGCAGCCGGACAGUAUCUGGUGUCUCUGAUUGAGAGCAAGCUGAACUGGAUGUGGGUGUUCUACUUCUUUGUGCUCAUGACAGGGGGCAGUGUGCUGUUCAUCUUUCCUCUAAUCGUGGGGGAGCUGCGCUCCAUGUGUCGAUACCGGCAGGCGCAGGCGAGCCAGCUGUGACGCUCCCGCACGCUACGGGUCGCUACGGUAACCCGGGAUGCAGCGGGUCUCUUGCAUUACCACUAAGGUGCCAACGCUGUGUGUUGGUGCGGAACAGUGAUUAAGUGUCUGCACUGCAGUGGAAAAUCACCAUCUGUCCUGUUACCUCUUCUGAAAAUCACCAUCUGUCCUGUUACCUCUUCUGUCCUGUUGCCUCUUCUGAAAAUCACCAUCUGUCCUGUUACCUCUUCUGUCCUGUUACCUCUUCUGAAAAUCAUCAUCUGUCCUGAUGCUCUUCUGUGGGGAGGUCUUUUAAUCUGAUUGUCUUCCGUUUGUAUCAGCAGCCCUCCACCAAUCACUGCGUACCCUCACAGCUCUCCACCAAUCACUGCGUACCCUCACAGCUUUGCCUGAUUCACUGGGAAUCUCACAAACAGUUAGCACCCACACCGUUAGCCCCUCACCCCCACAACUUUAUGUCCAACACCCUAAUGCCCAGCACUGUUAGCCCCACACUGUUAUGCCCAACACCCUAAUGCCCAACACCCUAAUGCCCAACAUUGUUAGCCCUACACCCUCACACCCUUAUGCCAACACCUACACCCUCACACCCUUAUGCCCCACACCCUAAUGCCCAACACCCGUAUGCCCAACAUUGUUAGCCCUACACCCUUACAUCCUCAUGCCCAACACCACUGGCCAUCUGACCACUUGUGCCACUACCCUAGAGGGCCACUAGAGGGCAGUCUCAUUGAACGUCUCACACACAUACACUACACAGUAGAUGGGAGCCGCAACCUCACUGGCAGGAUGUAGUCUACUUAGAACAGACUUCUGCUUGAUGUGAUCGAUUGUGUGCUAAUGAUGUGACCUCAUCGUACACACAUACACAUACACACACACACACUUACACUGCAGUAUAGACGCCCCUUACACAAAUAACUGCCUUCACACACACACACACACACACACUCAUCGCAGCCUCUCAGGAGGGUUUUAAAGGUUUUUGUACAAAUAACCAUCUCCUUUUGGUUUUAUUUUUUUAUGAAUGUUUAUGAAUGUUUUGUUAUAUUUGUGGCAAUGUAAAUAAAUUGAAUUGAAUGUGUCUAUGAUUAACAUCAUGCCAACUGCUGUGGGGACAUCAGACCUCAGGACUGCCCAGCCAUACCGCAGGACUCUACUGGGUUGGGGUUAGUGUGGAGUAGAGCGUUAAUACCGCAGGACUCUACUGGGUUGGGGUUAGAGUGUUGGAGUAGAGCGUUAAUACUGCUGGACUGUACUGGGUUGGGGUUAGAGUGGAGUAGAGCGUUAAUAUGCAGGACUUUACUGGGUUGGGGUUAGAGUGUUGGAGUAGAACGUCACUACGCAGGACUCUGCUGGGUUGGGGUUAGAGUGGAGUAAAGCGUUAAUACCGCAGGACUACUGGGUUGGGGUUAGAGUGGAGUAGAGGGAUACUGCUGCUAGUCUGGUGUGUCCUGCAGGGCUGCUGCUUGAUGUUUACUGUGGAAUGGUCUCCUGUUUGCACCCUACAGCAGUGUGAUGCUGUCAUGACCUGCUAGUUGUGCUUUUCUGUUUUUCAACAAGACAUUAUGUUUUUAUCAUCA